AUGUGCAGUUCAGUUGCUCCCAGGCUGUGGUUCUUAACAGACCGUCGCAUCAGAGAAGACUACCCUCAGCAGGAGAUCCUGAGAGCGCUGAAGGCCAAGUGCUGUGAAGAGGAGCUAGAUUUCCGGGCCUUGGUGAUGGAUGAAGUGGUGCUGACCAUUGAGGAUGGAAAUCUUGGUCUCCGGGUGAAUGGGGAGCUCAUUACUGCUUACCCACAAGUGGUGGUUGUGCGUGUACCAACACCUUGGGUCCAGAGUGACAGCGAUAUCACAGUCCUUCGCCACCUAGAGAAGAUGGGCUGUCGAUUGAUGAAUCGUCCUCAAGCCAUCCUCAACUGUGUCAACAAGUUCUGGACGUUUCAAGAACUUGCUGGUCACGGCGUGCCUCUUCCAGACACUUUUUCAUAUGGUGGUCAUGAGAAUUUUGCCAAAAUGAUUGAUGAGGCGGAAGUGCUGGAGUUCCCUAUGGUGGUGAAGAACACGCGGGGUCACCGAGGUAAAGCUGUGUUCCUGGCACGAGACAAGCACCAUUUGGCAGACCUGAGCCAUUUGAUCCGUCAUGAUGCCCCUUACUUAUUUCAAAAAUACGUUAAAGAGUCUCAUGGCAAGGAUGUACGUGUCAUCGUAGUAGGAGGCCGUGUGGUGGGCACCAUGCUCCGCUGCUCAACAGAUGGGAGGAUGCAGAGUAACUGCUCUCUUGGUGGCGUAGGGAUGAUGUGCUCACUGAGUGAACAAGGCAAGCAGUUGGCAGUCCAAGUGUCAAACAUCCUGGGGAUGGACGUGUGCGGCAUUGACCUGCUGAUGAAGGACGACGGUUCAUUCUACGUCUGCGAGGCCAAUGCAAAUGUAGGUUUCAUUGCCUUUGACAAGGCUUGUAAUCUAGAUGUAGCUGGUAUCAUAGCGGACUAUGCCGCUUCUCUCCUUACCCCCGGUCGCUUGACGCGGCGCAUGUCCUUGCUCUCUGUGGUGUCCACGGCAAGCGAGACUAGCGAGCCAGAGCUGGGCCCUCCAGCUAGUGCCGCUGUCGACAAUAUGAGUGCUAGCUCCAGCUCUGUCGACAGCGACCCUGAGACCACGGAGAGAGAGUUGCUCACCAAGCUCCCGGGGGCUCUAUUCAACAUGAACCAGCUAUUAGCCAAUGAGAUCAAACUUCUUGUGGAGUGAUGCCACAUGUAAAUAGAUGACCAACAGAACUCUCUCUUGUAAAUUUUUUUUAAACCAACUUGCAAUGCUGUUUAUCAGAGAAGCUCAGAGGAAAGGGGGGGGUAUCAAUCAAGAGAGCAAGAGUAAAAGGCAUGCGUGCUGUGAUUGCUGCCCCUACUUUUUUGCAGAACAUAAAAUUGUGUUCAUUCUUCAGCAUCUUU
This is a messenger RNA of Nipponia nippon (crested ibis), 1361 nucleotides long. The record is from RefSeq and is a predicted model, not a curated record. NCBI's taxonomy places the organism in Eukaryota, Metazoa, Chordata, Aves, Pelecaniformes, Threskiornithidae.